AUACAGCUCACAAAAUGAAAGUUGCGUUGGUGCUUUUCGCCGCCCUGGGCGCCCUCGCCUUCGCGGAGGCGUACCGCACAUCGACGCUGAUGCCGUGUCCCAGCCACUGCCCGCCGUCGCCGAGGUUCGUGUGCGCCAAGGACAAACAGGGCAACAUCUACAAGUUCACCAACCACUGCCACAUGCAGAUGUGCGCUUGUAAAAUGUGGCUGGAGGAGGUGUCUGUCUACAAGUGUCGUAACGACUAUCCCGGUUGCCCUCUGAGAGUCGCUAGCGACGAGGUCGCCGGUGAGGAAGUCGCCAGCGACCAGAACCAGUCGCAGAGCGACGACACCAGUGACGGAGACUCGCAGUCCGCCACCGCUGACUCCCUGGAACAAGCCCACCUGCAACGCAACUCACUCAGGAAGAAAGCCAGCAGGCAGGAGGAUUACAGAUACUGAAGCAAUACACUGGAUAUGUAAAAGCUCCUGCCUCGCUGCCAAUAAAUGAGUAGUACAGCAAUGAA
Molecule: messenger RNA, 508 nt
Organism: Schistocerca gregaria
Lineage: Eukaryota; Metazoa; Arthropoda; Insecta; Orthoptera; Acrididae
Exons: 3
Coding region: 15-443 (142 amino acids)
Source: RefSeq, a predicted model, not a curated record